AUGAAGAUACAGUAGUUUCGUUUCCGAUUGACCCAUUUAGCAACUCACAUUAGCAUCAGUUAAUAAUCUUUGAAUCCAAAAAUGGAAUUGGUCUUCCUUAAUUUAGCACUUUGCGUUUUUUGAUGGAUAAUUUCUGAUUCUUAGUCCAAGAAGCGAUACGAAACAAAGGAGCGUUGCUAGCUGUAAGCGUAGCAAAAUAGGCUAGCUGUUGUUAGCCACUUUGAUUUAGCUGGGCUGGCGGCGAUUAAAAUGAGCUGUCAAAUGUUGACUGCGUAGUAAAGUUGUUUGUGUGCUUUGGGCUGUUCGUAUUGGCUGGCGGGUUAUUAACGAGUGCUGGCUUAUUAACGCUUACACAUUUAGCUAUCUUAGCCUAGCUACGUCCAGCCUUGUAGCUCCCUUGGAUGUUCAGUGUGUCGGGAAGUGACUCUUCAGCUCCAUGUCUGCUGAGGCUUCAGUUGGCAGUCAUGCUGCCGACUCUGCCCAGUCUGCUGUUUCCCACUCCGCCUGCCACAGCACAGAUGAGCACAGAAAUCAGGGUCUGCUGGGGAGCAAGUAUGUCAAGUUAAAUGUGGGUGGCUCACUGCAUUAUACAACUGUCCAGACAUUAAGCAAAGAAGACAGUCUGCUGCGGAGCAUAUGCAAUGGAGGAACAGAGGUUACCAUCGACUCAGAAGGCUGGGUCGUGUUGGAUAGGUGUGGUCGACAUUUUGGGCUGGUUUUGAACUUCCUGCGAGAUGGUUCGGUACCACUUCCAGAGGAACACAGAGAGCUGGAUGAGGUUUUGAAAGAGGCCCAGUACUAUAGGGUCCAGGGACUGGUCCAGCAUUGCCUCAGUGCCAUGCAGAAACAAAAGGAUGUUUUUGAAAGUGUGUGUCGCAUCCCCAUGAUCACCUCAGCCAAAGAAGAACAGAAGAUGAUUGCUACUUGUAGAAAGCCGGUAGUAAAAUUGCAGAACAACAGAGGAAACAACAAAUACUCUUAUACCAGCAACUCUGAUGAUAACCUGCUGAAGAAUAUUGAACUUUUUGACAAACUUGUGCUACGAUUUAAUGGCCGGGUCCUGUUUGUCAAAGAUGUGCUCGGGGAUGAGAUCUGCUGUUGGUCUUUCUAUGGUGAAGGCCGCAAGAUCGCUGAAGUAUGCUGCACCUCUAUUGUCUAUGCUACAGAGAAGAAGCAGACAAAAGUUGAGUUUCCCGAGGCUCGAAUCUUUGAAGAAACCCUCAAUAUUCUCAUCUAUGAGAAUGGCCGAGGAUCUGGUCCAGGAGGCUUACACCUUUUAGAUUCAAGAGGCUCAGGUUCAUCGCUGGGAGCUGGCCAGUCAGAGGAAGAGGGUGCUGUGGGAGGGGACAGACGAGUAAGACGGAUCCACGUAAGGAGGCAUAUAAUGCAUGACGAAAGAGGGCACGGUCAGCAAACUGUCUACAAGGACUAAUAAUGUGAAAAUAUAGGGCAUAGGAGAGUUACUUGAGGUAUGUUUAUUUUUUUGUUGAAUGUUAGCAGAAUGAAAGAGAUGUCCUUGAUCAUAGCAAUAGCUUGGUAGUUAGUUAUUUCAUUAAUUGUUUUAGGCAUCACUGCAGAAAUAGAGAGGUUGAUGACUGAGUUGCAACUGAAGUAAGAGUCGUUUGGAGGUGAAAAAUGCUUCUGUUUACAAGAAAACAAACUGUGUACAUUAUUUAAAUAGGAAAUAUGUAAAAUUACCUGGGAAAUGUAACUGGCAUAAAUAUUACUUUGCAAAUAUUAAGGAACCCCCUGCAAGUUACUGAAAAGGUCUAAAACCCAACUCCCACCCCAAAGGUGGCUAAUUUAUUCCUAGAGCAGAUGGCCUACUGUCAAUGUAGGUGUUAAUGAUGUGCACUCGCAGCCUCUUCUGUGUUUGACUUGUAGGAAACACUGUGUCAGUCAGUUCAUUCAGGUUGUUAAACAUCUGUUGCCUUUUCCGAAGAUGGACUGAGAUGCUGGCCGACAGUGAGGAACAGAGGAUGGUGAAGUUUAGUUUAGAUAUCUUAACACUGGAAUAAAACUGAGUAGCCAUUUUUAGCAAGGUUGUCCAUGAAUGAGAUUGUUGAGCAGCUCAAUUUUCUUUAUUUAAAUUUUUACUGCUGUUGCUUCAAGAUGUUUUUUAUUAAUUAAUUUAUGAACUUAAUUUAUUGUUUGGUAUUUAACUUUUGUAUUGUAUGCAAUCUUUGUGUUAACUAGUGCUCAAGUGAGUUUUAAUUUUUGGAAUGACAUCUAUAGCACACAUCAGAUUUUGAAUUUACUCCUGUAAAUGACUAAAUCGUGAACUUACAUUUCAGUUCCAUGUUUCAAGAGGAACAGAGACCAUGUCUUUGAUAUUGUAUUUCAUUCUGAGCCAUGAUUUUUCACUUAUGCUUUAUGUCUUACACCAAACCACUGAAAUUUGUUCAAAGUAAUAGGCCAUAUAGUGAUGAUAAAAUAAAUUAAUAUUGGGUUGUAUUUUUAUUUCCCUCAGGGAGAGAAGUAUUUUCUUUCUAAUAGUCACCAGAGUCUUGUGUAAACCUAGUCACUCUGAAUACUGAAAAAAACAGUGAAUGAGAGCAAUAUGUAUCUCAGACCCUUUUAUAAAAUCACCUUGGAAUAUGCACUAAUAUAACUUCCGUCCAAUAGUGGUCAUGGGAAUGUUCUGAAUAAAUUACUUAUAAAAUUCAA
This is a messenger RNA of Seriola dumerili (greater amberjack), 2667 nucleotides long. RefSeq names its product BTB/POZ domain-containing adapter for CUL3-mediated RhoA degradation protein 1-like (gene kctd13). Gene Ontology annotation, cellular component: Cul3-RING ubiquitin ligase complex. Lineage: Eukaryota; Metazoa; Chordata; Actinopteri; Carangiformes; Carangidae. The record is from RefSeq and is a predicted model, not a curated record. Gene Ontology annotation, molecular function: ubiquitin-protein transferase activity; protein binding. The coding region runs from base 437 to 1432 and encodes 331 amino acids. Gene Ontology annotation, biological process: protein ubiquitination; proteasome-mediated ubiquitin-dependent protein catabolic process; protein homooligomerization. The transcript is spliced from 7 exons.